UAUCUGUUACAGCUACCGUUAGCUCCCUUCUCUCUUCUUCUGCUGCUUUUUUCUCUGAGCGACUCCAAUGGCAUUGUGUGGCCCCGCUACUCACCGUCUUUCUCUUGUCUGCUCCAAAAGCCACGCAAGAACGAGAAGGCCAAGAAAAAGUAGAGGCUCUGGGGUGGUUCACAUUCUGGCGGCGUAUGACGUGACUGGAAGGGAAGGUGUUCAAGUGGCGGGGUACGAAGAAGGACAACUGGACCGUCCCAGAUGGGUUGGUGCAACCCCUCUCUCUCGCCUCGUCGGUGCUCUAAUUUCGUUCAAGCCCCUCUACUCUCUGCUCAAGCUCGGAGCCAGACGCGUCCUUAUCAACACUGCUGAGAAGAAGAACAUUCCGUGGAGGGAAAUGACAAAGGAGAUUCUGGAAUCAGAUGUAUACAAGGAAUUGGAGAGCAUUCAGAGCCCUUCAGUUGUAUACCCAGAUUAUUAUUUGAAUCCUUUCCAUGCAUAUGAUGAGGGCAACCUUUCAUGGUUGGCCGCUGCUGAAGCAGAGGCUGCAACCUUGUCAAUGGCAAGACGAGUUGUACCUGGUGCUUCUUCAUUACAUGAAGCUAAUGAAAUAGUACGUGGAAAUUGGCUUCAAGCAAUUGAGCAACAUCAUCUACAGUAUUCUGGAAAUUCCAUGAUCAGGGACAUUCUAGAUAUUGGAUGCUCUGUAGGUGUCAGCACAGGAUAUCUUGCUGACAAGUUUCCGUCGGCCAAAGUGACUGGUCUAGAUUUGUCACCUUACUUUCUUGCUGCAGCUCAAUUUAAGGAAAAGAAAAGAUUUCCUAGAAAGAAUCCAAUCAGCUGGAUUCAUGCAAAUGGGGAAGACACGGGAUUGUCUUCCAACUCAUUUGACAUUGUUUCCAUGGCUUAUGUGCAUCAUGAAUGUCCUAAAAGAGCAAUAGUCAAUCUAGUGAAGGAAGCAUUCCGUCUCCUUCGACCUGGAGGCACCGUUGCCUUUACAGAUACUUCGCCAAAGUCAAAGAUCCUACAGGAAUUGUCUCCAGUUCUGUUCACAUUGAUGAAGAGCACUGAACCGUUUUUAGAUGAAUAUUACUUGACUGAUUUGGAAGGAACAAUGAGAGAAGUUGGCUUUGUGAAUAUAAGAACGCUUCUGACAGACCCAAGACACAGGACAGUGACUGGCACAGUGCCUCGGUAAGAGAUCAAACUUGAUUCAAUUGACAACACCAUUAGCUCUCUCUGCCACAGUCAAUACCACAAAUCUACAAGGUUUUCAUCAUGUACCAUAUAACGUUGAACCAACUUUUGAUGGAUUUUCAUUUUGUAUUUUGUUCUUCUUGGAGUCGCAGAUGUCGUAUGUAAUUGGGGCUUUUAUGAUUGGUUGUUAUCUUGGAACAAAAUAACAUGUUCGUAAAUUGAGAACA
Molecule: messenger RNA, 1415 nt
Organism: Juglans microcarpa x Juglans regia
Lineage: Eukaryota; Viridiplantae; Streptophyta; Magnoliopsida; Fagales; Juglandaceae
Exons: 8
Coding region: 68-1189 (373 amino acids)
Source: RefSeq, a predicted model, not a curated record